Microplitis mediator is the source of this 2311-nucleotide messenger RNA. RefSeq names its product mRNA export factor GLE1-like (gene Gle1). The transcript is spliced from 4 exons. NCBI's taxonomy places the organism in Eukaryota, Metazoa, Arthropoda, Insecta, Hymenoptera, Braconidae. Bases 211 to 2217 code for a protein of 668 amino acids. Gene Ontology annotation, biological process: regulation of translational termination; poly(A)+ mRNA export from nucleus; regulation of translational initiation. Gene Ontology annotation, cellular component: cytoplasm; nuclear pore; nuclear pore cytoplasmic filaments. The record is from RefSeq and is a predicted model, not a curated record. Gene Ontology annotation, molecular function: translation initiation factor binding; inositol hexakisphosphate binding; phospholipid binding.
ACUUACAAAUAAAUUUUCUGUUGAUAAUUUUGAAAAUUACGUAACUGUAUUUUGUUAAUCAAAUAUAAGACAAAUUUUUAUAGACGUUUACAUUUUCAGUAAAAUAUUUACUUUUGAGACGAUCAAUUUUACGAUUGUUAUUAAUUUUUAAUUAAAGUUUAAUUAGUGAUAAAAGUUUUUUUUUAAAUUUAUUGUUGCAACAAAAUAAUAAUGAGUAUUAAUAAUUCAUUGGACAAUACUAGCUACAGUAUACUAGAUAUAACGAACGCUUUUGAAAAUGUAAAAUUAUCGGCAUUGAAAAAGGCAAUAAAAGUCUCUGGAUCUAUAAAUAGCGUGACGAUUGGUCCCAAUGCUGUCAUUGAAUCAUCAUGUAAAGAAAACAUUGAAAAUGUUUCCAAUAAUACCAAUAAUAAUAAUAAUAAAAUCAAUGAAUCAAAAUCGAACGAAUCAUCGCCUGCUACUGAAUCAUCCCGAGGAUCAAUAAGAUUUUCAAUAAAAAAAAUUCUUGUCGAAAAUGAACUCCAGCGCAAAGAAGAAGUCAGAAAAUCCGUGGAGAAAAGAAAAGAAGAAAUGGAACGAGCAUCAAAAGCAUUUCGGGAGGAAAUGCUUUUGCUCAGAGAAAUUUUGACAGCAAAAAAAGAACAAGAGCGAGCCGCUGAAUUGGCGAGACUUGAAGCUGAUGAGGAGAGACUGGCACAGCAGGAUGAGAUUAAGCGAAGACAUGCGCAGCAGCUUCACGCUCAAAGACUCCAGGAACGUAAAGAAAGAUUUGAACGCGAAGCUCAGCAGCAUCAGGCAUUGUCUGAAAGAAAGGCUUUAAUUACUUCUCUGGAUGAAAUGUUUAAAGAAAAAAUAAAAUCUCUCUGCGUACUUUCUAGUGGUUCGAAAGAUCACACCGCAGUCGCUCAAGCCCUCGCUCCCUUUGUUGCUAAAUUUCGUGAGCUGCACAAACAGAUCGAAAGCGUCAAUGAAAAAGCGCGACGAGGUGAAUUGAAUUCCGCUGACGUCACUUACGCCGAAAAUAUUGUCCAGCAAGCAGACGAAAUUUUCAAUCUUUCAAAAAUUGAAAUCAACAGAAUCGACGCUCUCUAUGAUGAAGAAGUAGCCAGACGCGAGCAAGAUGUGAAACAAGCGGAAGCUCACGCUUACGCUCAAGCAGAAGCUGAAGCUGCAAACAUUCAAGCAAUCACUCAGGCCCAGGCUCAGGUUUCCGAGCAACAAAAACAAGCAGGGCCUCAAGAGACUCUGACUGAACAAUUGCCAGAUACUCCGCCAAGCGAAUCAAAUUUUUAUGAGGACCAGGAGUCACUUCAAAUUCUGAUAAACGCGACAACUUUUUUAAAUCGAUAUGCUGAGUGCUAUCAAAACUUUUUACUGUCUCCUGAAACAAAAAGAUUCAGGUUCGAGUGCCAAAAAGCCAUUAAUAUUCCAGUCAACACGAUAUCCGCUGCCAGUGGAUCAGAUUUGAUGGACAAAUACAAUAAACUUCGAUUAUUGUUGCAAGGAAACACUAAUCUCAAUAUAAAUCAAUACCCAGAAAGUGUUGCGUUCUGUAAAAAUUUACUUGCCAAAAAUAUUGUGAAUCAAGGGGAGACUCUGGUUUCCAGUAAACCGGAAAUGGCGUUCGGAGUUGCAGCAGUUACUGUGGCGCUGUGCUGUGACUUUCCAGAUUUGAUGGCACUGCUGUUAGCUCACUUUCGCACGAUUUGUCCUUAUAUCUGUCCUGUAUAUUUAUCUCAAUUACCGGGACAAAGUAACGAGGACUACUACAAGUCUAUAGGAUAUAAAUACACUGAUGGUGUGAUCGAGAGACAGGACAAAUUUCUGUGUCGGAUUUCUGGAAUCAUGCGAUUAUACUCUGCGAUUAUUGUGACAAAUUUAAGACGUGGUGUCAACUGUCCACAUCCUCACGGGCUUCAGAAUGCAUGGAGAUGGCUUGCAGCCACUUUGAAUAUAGCGCCAAAACCAAAACAUGUUGAUGCCAUAGCAACGUUAAUUUACGACAUACUUCAAGUUUGUGGAAACGCGAUGUUUAAUGCAUACCCGACGCAAUUUUUAAAGCUUCUAAGAACUCUUAAUGAUCAGUACUAUCCACUUCUCCAACAAAGUGGUGUCAUUGGUGGUCCCAUAAGUCGUCUAGAAGCUUUUCUAAGAAAUACUUUGGCAACAAAUAGCAUACCAGCACCUGAAGGACAGCUUCCAUUGAAUAUGUGGUAGAUAAUUAAAUUUAAAAACUUAUAAUUAAAUGGGAAUGUAAAUAUAUUUAUUAUUGCGGUUUAUUAUGUAACUAUUUAAAAUAUUGUGUAAAUAA